Chara braunii is the source of this 2447-nucleotide messenger RNA. Lineage: Eukaryota; Viridiplantae; Streptophyta; Charophyceae; Charales; Characeae. The record is from the annotation of a GenBank genome assembly.
UCCUGGCCGUAGGUCAGUAUCCCUCAAUGCAUCGUAGUUGUGCAAUCUCGCUCUCGCUGCCGUGGUGGCGUGCUUGCAUGGCAAACUAGCGAAGUAUUUAUUUCUGGCGGUCUCAUUUUGCGUCGUCGUCCUCUCCCUGAUGUGCUGAAGGGAUCUCUCGGUCUGUCUUCAGUUGCGCGUAGUCUUUCCCGCUGUUCGUUUUCCUCAGAUUUGCCCGCCCGCUUGCGUCGUCCCUUUGAGCGGAAGGCCUCCCCGCGGACAGCUAUGGAGCGACGUGCUGGCGGCGGCGGCGCCCUGCGCGGGGGCCACGGCUCGGCAGGCACGUGCGUCUUCCCCUCUCACCUUCGGCUCCUCCUCUUUCUCCCGCUGCUCUUGGCGAUGGCCGCUGUUCCGUCCAGCGCCACCACCGAAGCGCAGCUCAGGGCGGCCAUCUUGAGUCCCACCCCGCAGGUCCUAGUCGUCGACUCCGAUAUUACGCUGACGUCAAACCUGCCGGACGUAGUCUGUCCCGACCUGACGAUCCAAGGGAAAUGCCGCCGCCGUCUUUGCAAGAUCGACGGGCGCAAUCGCUACUCGGCGUUCUCUAAGGUCCGCUCCAUCACGGUCACAGGAAUGGAGCUGACGAGGCUGAGGUCCAGCGGCGCUCUAGGUGCUCCCGCUCCCGCCAUCAAGGGCCAAUCCAACGGCGGGUCGCAGAUCCGGUUGUCGAAUGUGCGGAUCUCCGACAGCAGGAAUGCGCGGGGGCGGGGCGUCGUCGAGCUGAGCGAGGGAAGCCUCACCGCCGUCAAGACGGUAUUUAGCGGCAACUCCGCCGAAGUCGGCGGCGCCAUCGCUAUAGCCGUGGACGCGCGCCUCGAGGCCACUGACGUCCAGUUCCUGAGGAACAAGGCGGCGGACAUGGGCGGCGCCAUAUCUGCGUUCCAGACGGUCCUCAACUGCACCAAGUGCGUCUUCGACAGGAACGAAGCGGGAUCCAUCGGCGGCGCAGUCAGAAUAGCAGGGCCAGACGGUGCGGGGGCCUUCUUCUUCUCUUGCAAGUUUUCCGCCAACAAGGGCACGGGGAGAGGAAGCAAAGGUGGCGCCGUCUACGUGGACCGCCUGGACGCCAGUCUUUUUGGCGCCAAAUUCUGCAAAUCCUCCUUCGCGGGAAACACCGCCAAAAAUGCAAGAGGCGCCACGGUCACGGACCACGUCUGGAUCGCCAUGACCAAGGAGAAUGACGAAGACGCCAAGAUUCUGUUCUGCCCGCGCCGACCUCGCACAGGAAUCACGAUACCUGACCCUCUGUACAGGCCCAAUGUCGUCGACACCUGCGCCGGCUGCCCUUGAUUUUAUUAUUUAUUUUAUGCUAGAAAAUAAUUCCUGAAAGGAACAGAUACAUGCGUCCAUGCCCUCUCUUCCUCUUUCUACGUUUAUCUUCCCCCCCCCCCCCCCCCCCCUCUCUCUCUCUCUCUCUCUCUCUCUCUCUCUCUCUCUCUCUCUCUCUCUCUCUUGGUGUACGACAGUCUACAUCUCGGUUUCUUUUUCCUUGCUCUCUCUCUCUCUCUCUCUCUUGCGUGCGUGCUGUGUACGACAGUCUGCAUCCGGAUCCCCCUGUCGGUGUGCACAUCUGCUUGUGUCUUUCCCUCUGGGGAGUGUCCGUUUCGUCAUUUUGUCCGUCGAGUCGUACGUGGAUGCGCAGGCAUGUGUUCCUCGUGGAUCAUAGGCGUGACAUUAAAUUGAGAACGUUUGUAUUAGCAACAGUCUCUCUCUCUCUCUCUCUCUCUCUCUCUCUCUCUCUCUCUCUCUCUCUGUGUCUGUUGUUCCGCGAGUAAUCUGACCCAUUUAUCAGACCCGGAAGUCGUUCAGCAGACCCAUCCGAUGGAACGGACCCAUCUGGGACAACGAACGGUUCCAAGUGUCUCUGUUCCAGUUGGGUCCGCUCCACUGCGUACAUGAGUCUGGGCUGGGCAUUUCACAGCGUCUGUUUUGACAGCUUUGACGGACAUCCGACAACGUGCGGCUUGUCCUCUGCUGUUGUCUUUUUGGGGUAACUACGGCGCAGUCACACGACUGCGCCUCAGUUUUCCCUUUCUAUUUUUUUGGGUUCGGUCCUGCUGCGUUUGUUCUUGCCGCCGCUUCUACCGGUAGUAGCGUUCAAUAAAGAACAGGGAAUGGUACUUUGCUCCAUUGGUUAUCAAGCUUGAUCGACGAACAAUCGCCAUCCCCCAACGUUUCCAAUGCAUCUGGACAUGCAGUGGGCACACAGUCCGCAUGCGCUCAAAAUCUCGGCGGAUGGAGAGAGAGCGGUGCAGUUGGCCUGACAUAGCAUGAUGCUGUUUUUGCUUCCAAGCUGAAGGAAAUUAGAAUGCAGAUACGUUUUUUAGUGAUCUCUUCUAUUGUUUUCUGUUUUCUUUUCGUUUGUCUUUUAUGAUCAAUCAAUCAAUCAAUCAAUCAGUCGAAUUGAA